This is a messenger RNA of Cotesia glomerata, 1167 nucleotides long. It is a transcript of the gene Hou, whose product is annotated as glucose-induced degradation protein 8 homolog. Gene Ontology annotation, cellular component: cytoplasm; nucleus. Gene Ontology annotation, biological process: proteasome-mediated ubiquitin-dependent protein catabolic process. Lineage: Eukaryota; Metazoa; Arthropoda; Insecta; Hymenoptera; Braconidae. Gene Ontology annotation, molecular function: protein binding. The transcript is spliced from 4 exons. The record is from RefSeq and is a predicted model, not a curated record. Bases 323 to 1000 code for a protein of 225 amino acids.
GCCAAAGAAAGAAAAAAAAAUAGUAAAACAGAGCGACUCCAUACACAAACACAGUGACGUUUAAUUUUGUUUUGAUUUACGUACAGUUAUUAUGUAUAAAAAAUAUUGUAUUGUUUGGAAUUUUCCAUUGGAGUAUAUAAAUUUAUUGCAAAUAUAAUAAUUUUUUUACUGUGAACUAGAUUAAAAGUAUAAAUUUCAGACUCAUUAAAUAAUUUUCAUGGUGAUUCUUUAUAACUUUACAAUCUCACAAUCGUCAUUAGAUGAAUAAACAAAAUUGAUAAAAUACUUGAACAAAACAUAUUUUUUCUGGUUUACGAAUUUCAUGGAUAAAAAAAACGGUAAUUCGAAGGAUGAAUGGGGAGCUGAAGUUGGCUCUCACAUCCAGCGAGUCUCUAUGAAUAAUCUCAUCAUGAACUAUUUAGUCACAGAAGGGUUCAAGGAAGCUGCUGAAAAAUUUCAACAAGAAUCUGGGGUAGGUCCAACCAUUGAAUUGAACUCUAUGGAUGACAGGAUUCGUAUAAGAGAUGCAGUUCAAAAUGGACGUAUUCAAGAAGCAACAGAUUUAGUUAAUCAGCUUCAUCCAGAGCUACUUGACAAUGAUAGAUACUUAUAUUUCCAUCUACAGCAACUUCAUUUAAUAGAAUUAAUACGUACUGGGCGAAUUGAAGAGGCAUUGCAAUUUGCUCAGGAACAAUUAAGUGAAGCUGGAGAAUCAGAUGACAAUAUUCUGAGUGAAUUAGAAAGAACUCUUGCGUUAUUAGCUUUUGAAGAACCUCAUAACAGUCCUUUUAGUGAUUUAUUGCAUCCAUCUCAUCGACAAAAGAUUGCUAGUGAAUUGAAUACAGCUAUUUUGAAAAUGGAGCACAGAGAAUCAACUAACCCAAGACUAAACAAUUUAUUAAAAAUGAUUUUAUGGGCGCAAGAUGAAUUAGAUAAGAAAAAAGUUAAAUAUCCAAAAAUGACAGAUUUAGGGAGCGCAACUAUUGAAAGUCCCAAGUAAUUCAAUUUAAAUAAGGGCUAUAAGAUUAAGAAAAAAAUAUAUUUACUAAUAUACAUAUAUAUAACAGUCCGAAUAUUGUUUAUAAAUAUUUAAUAUUAAUAUUUAGUCUUAUUAUGAUGUAGCUCAGGAUUUUUUCAACUGUUAAAUAAAUGCGAGUCUUAAAUUUC